Messenger RNA from Diuraphis noxia (Russian wheat aphid), 1951 nucleotides. RefSeq names its product NAD-dependent protein deacetylase sirtuin-1-like. Gene Ontology annotation, molecular function: p53 binding; NAD+ binding; histone deacetylase activity, NAD-dependent. Gene Ontology annotation, biological process: negative regulation of DNA-templated transcription. Gene Ontology annotation, cellular component: rDNA heterochromatin; nuclear inner membrane; nucleus. NCBI's taxonomy places the organism in Eukaryota, Metazoa, Arthropoda, Insecta, Hemiptera, Aphididae. The record is from RefSeq and is a predicted model, not a curated record.
UUGGUCGACAUCGUUACAGCAGCUGCUGCCAUAGCGCUGUUAGGUGGUGGGUGGCCCAUUGUCCGUCGUUGUCGUCGUCAUCACUGCGUUUACGUAUCCAGUAUCCACUAUCCGCCGCGCCAUCAAACAGCGCGCACCCACAAACGCGUGUAAUGGCGUCCGACGACAACGGUGAUUUCGACACGGAUCUAUCAGCGGCACCUGCGAAACGUAUGCGGUAUUCGUUCGCCGAUGAGAUUGCCCAAAGUUCGCAUUUUGAAGCUUUUGGACAGCGAUUCACCGGGUUUCCGUCCGGCGAAUGUUACGCCAACAAUUUGUACCAGCAAUCAUACAAAUCUUUGGAUACUCUAUCGCCAAAUUAUUUACAACCAAAUUCACCAACCCCUCCAUUAACAAUGUCAUCAAGUUUACCAGAAUCUCCAGAAGAUUCGAGUAUAUUUGACGAAAGUUCUGAUACUAAGGAAGAACCUGAGGACGAUGAUUCAUCUUCCACGUCUAGUUCAGAUUCCAGCACACAUUCUGAGAAUGCAGAUUCUGAAAAAGGAGUACCUGGUUCAAUGAAUUGGGUUCAGCGACAAAUUAUGGGUGGUAUUAAUCCAAGACGUUUGUUACAUCAAGUGUUUGGUGCUUCUGUUCCAUCUCAGUUAGAAGAUAUAACAUUAUGGAGAAUAAUCAUGAGUAUGACAGAUGAUUCUCCAAUACGAAAUCGUCUACGUAGUGUUAGUUCACUAGAUGAUGUAGUUAGAUUAUUGAAAACAAGCAAUCGCAUUAUGGUUCUUACUGGUGCAGGUGUCUCUGUUUCUUGUGGAAUACCGGAUUUUCGAAGUCACAAUGGAGUUUAUGCUAGACUAGCAACAGAAUUUCCGGACUUACCUGAUCCCCAAUCUAUGUUUUGUAUAGAUUAUUUCAGUAAAGACCCUAGGCCAUUCUUUAAAUUUGCUAGAGAAAUCUAUCCAGGACAAUUUAAGCCAUCACCAUCCCACCAAUUUAUUAAACUCUUAGAAAAAAAAGGACGACUCUUACGUAAUUACACUCAGAAUAUAGAUACAUUAGAACAAGUUGUUGGUAUCAAUAAUGUUAUUGAAUGUCAUGGAUCUUUUGCUACUGCAUCAUGUACUCAGUGCGGACACAAAGUAUCAGCAGAAACUAUAAGACCUGAUGUAUUUGAACAAAGAAUUCCACGUUGUCCAAUAUGUGUCAAUAGUACAGGUAUUAUGAAACCAGACAUUGUAUUUUUUGGAGAAGGUCUUCCAGACAGUUUCCAUAAAGCAAUUGAAGAUGACAAAAAUAAUUGUGAUUUAUUGAUCGUAAUCGGAUCAUCUUUGAAAGUACGACCAGUGGCUCGUAUACCUAAUAUGUUGGACAAACAUGUUCCGCAAAUAUUAAUAAAUCGUGAAAGACUUCCGCAUAUGAAUUUUGAUGUUGAACUUCUUGGUGACAGUGAUGUUAUCGUGGAUCACCUCUGUCGCAUGCUAGGUUCAGAUUGGACUGAGCUAUGCUGGUGUAAAGAGGAGUUGACCGAAACUAAAAAUUUAAAUACACCUACGUCAUCGCCAAGGUCUAAYGCAGCCAUAAGUGAAACUGUGGAAGGUGAAAUGUCUACUGAAUCUACAAGAGACAGUGCUAACAGUAUGUCACCACCACUUAGUGAUGAUAGAUUUACACCAGGUACUUCAGGCGAACAACGAAAUUUAUCCACAGACUCUACAAGAGAUAGUGGUAUUGACCCGGAUGAUCCACAAAAAUCUAGUUUAGCUGCGUAUUUACCACCUAAUAAAUAUUACAUGUUGAAAAAAAGAAGGUAUAUGUUUUCUGGCGCAGAAGUAGAUUUAAAUGACAUGAAUGAUGACAGUGAAACCGAAUCGGACUCAAGUGAAAAAUCUGAAACUCCGUUGCAAUAAAAUUAAUUACAUUACAAUUUAUAUAUUUAGCUCAAUUGUUAUUUUACUAU